UCUUUCGUUCCCUAGUUCAAUUUUGUUGGUCUCUCUCUCUCUCUGUUGCACUUGUGCACCUUGACCCUCUCUCUUGCAACCAUGAACGCCUCCAUCAUUGAUCCAUUGCAGGGCGAUUUCCCAGAAGUGAUAGAAGAGUAUUUGGAACAUGGCUGUAUGAAAUGUAUUGCCUUCAAUCGCCGUGGCACCCUUCUUGCUGCUGGAUGCAAUGAUGGAAGUUGUGUUAUUUGGGAUUUCGAGACCAGAGGCAUUGCUAAGGUGCUUCGUGAUGAUGAAUGUUCUUCUCCCAUAACUAGCAUCUGUUGGUCAAAGUAUGGCCAUCGAAUUCUCGUUUCUGCUGCUGAUAAAUCAUUAAUAUUGUGGGAUGUUAUGAGUGGUAAGAAGAUAACACGAAUAGUUUUGCAACAAACCCCUCUACAAGCUCGUCUUCAUCCAGGAUCCUCAACCCCAUCUAUCUGCUUAGCAUGUCCACUUUCAUGUGCUCCAAUCAUUGUUGACCUGAACACAGGAAACACAACUUUGCUUAAAGUUUCUGUCUCGGAGACAUGCAAUGGGCCAGCCGCUCCUUCACGCAAUAAGAGUUCUGAUGGAAUUACCUCCUACACACCAACUGCUGCUUGUUUUAAUAAGUAUGGGACUCUGGUUUAUGUGGGAAACUCAAAAGGGGAAAUUCUAGUCAUUGAUUACAAAAAUGGUGAAGUGCGUGCCAUAGUUCCAAUAUCUGGUGGUUCUGUUGUAAAGAACAUUGUAUUCAGCAGGAAUGGACAGUAUCUACUCACAAAUUCAAAUGAUCGAAUACUAAGGAUCUAUGAAAACCUUCUGCCCCUGAAAGAUGAAGUCAGAGCCAUUGAUGACCUGAGUGAGCACCUCCACGAUCUAAAUAAUAUUGAGAAGUUGAAGGCUGUGGGAUCCAAAUGUUUAAUUUUAUUCCGGGAAUUUCAAGAUUCCAUCACAAAGGUACACUGGAAAGCACCUUGUUUCAGCGGUGAUGGUGAGUGGGUAGUUGGUGGUUCUGCUAGCAAAGGAGAGCACAAGAUUUACAUAUGGGAUAGAGCUGGACAUCUUGUGAAGAUCCUUGAAGGACCAAAGGAAGCUCUUAUAGAUUUAGCAUGGCAUCCUGUACAUCCUAUUGUUGUAUCGGUUUCCCUGAAUGGCUUAGUUUAUAUAUGGGCAAAAGAUUAUACUGAGAAUUGGAGUGCAUUUGCUCCUGAUUUCAAGGAGCUUGAAGAAAAUGAGGAGUAUGUAGAACGUGAAGAUGAAUUUGAUCUGAUUCCUGAGACUGAGAAGGUGAAAGUACCCGAUGUUAACGAAGACGAGGAAGUUGACAUUAUAGCAGUAGAGAAAGAUGCCACUUUCAGUGAUUCUGAUAUGUCUCAAGAAGAGCUAUGUUUCUUGCCAGCAACCCCUACUCGCGAUGCUCCUGAGCAGCAAGAGAAGGGUGUGGAAACUUCUUCGAAGUUGUUGGACACUAAUAAUACUGGAUCCCCUCUUUCAGAAGAAGCUGGACCAAAUGGACAUAUAACGAAUCAUGCAUCAAGUCCUCUUGAAGAUGAUGCUGGGCGCAUGAAAAGAAAGCGAAAACCUUCAGAGAAGGUGUUGGAAUUGCAAGCAGAGAAAGUUAAGAAACCCUCAAAAUCUAGCAAACUGGCAAAACCUAAGAGCAAAUCUUUGGUUGAUCAGGAUAAUGGUAAUGGUUUUCAUGGUGAUGGCCUUUAUGAUGAAUAAUUGUAGAUUAUGAAAUUCUUGUUUGCAAAAGCACACUUCUAUUAUAAUUUUUUUUGUCCCUAUUUUUUUUUUCUUUUCUAAACAUUCUUUCCUUGCAUAGCUUUAUUUAAAUUUAAACUUGCCUCCUCCCUCUUCAUCCUUGA
Messenger RNA from Cajanus cajan (pigeon pea), 1868 nucleotides. The record is from RefSeq and is a predicted model, not a curated record. Lineage: Eukaryota; Viridiplantae; Streptophyta; Magnoliopsida; Fabales; Fabaceae.